CUUGUAAUAUGUACAGAAUGCAGCCGCCAAAAUCACGAAACGGGAAUGAUUUUACUUCUAGAGGAGACAAGCUUACGUUUAUACCACCGGGUUCAUUGGGUAAAGGGCGCGCACAAUUUGGUUUAAGAUCUUUCAAUUCCUUACGACCAUCGACGUCACAAAGUGUAGGAACUGCUACUAUACCAUCAUUUGAAACUCCUCUUGGGCAAUUAGGCAAUAUUUCGCUCCCUCAAGAUUUUGAGCCUAUGGAAGAAACACAUAUUGAAGAAGAAUCAAGGGAAACCGAUUCUACAAGUGUUGCAAAGAAGCGAAAGGUGCGAGGUAGAAACAAGUGUAAGGAAGUCGCAAAGUUGAAAAGUGGAAAAAAGCUAAAUGUGAAAUUCUACAAUAAGCGUGUUGUUGGAAAGAAUCAUAGGGUAUUUUCGAGGCAUCUAGGAAGAAUCAUACGUGAUCGCAAUAUUUGUCCACUUCGUGUGCACUCAUGGAAGGAAAUUGGGGAUGAAGAAAAAGAACAUAUGUGGGCUGCAGUGACGGAUAAAUUUGAGAAUACAAAGAUGGAGGAUUUUCGUGAAGAUAUCCUAGCGCAUAUGAAUGAUUUGUGGAACAAAUGGAGGGGAGAUUUGCAUCGCAAAUAUGUAAAACCAUGUAGUACUAUACAAGAGACUCUAAGAAAUAUUCCUGAAGAUAUUAAUCGGGAGGAUUGGGAGUGGUUAGUAAAGGAACAUUUCUCAAGUAAAAAGUUUAUGGCAGCAAGCAAACGGAACUCUAGUAAUAGGGCAAAGUUAACAAUGCCUCAUCGUACCGGUAGUAAGCCAAUUCGACAAGUUAUUUGGAAAAAGGGAGGCAAAGUCGGUCAACCACCAAGCUUAGCAACUAUAUUUUUUGAGAGUCGAAAAAAGGGUGACAAGUUAGUUGAUCAAGAUACUAUAGAACAAUAUGUAGUUCAUCGUGAUUUUUAGGACAAGAAAAGACGAUGAAUUGCAAGCUCUCUUUUUUGUUUCUAAGCGGACCUUUUUUGGAAAAAUGGUGAUAGUUGUUGACUAUAUAUGUAAUGAUGAUAUUUAGUACUUUGUUUUCUUUUUGGUGAA
Molecule: messenger RNA, 1088 nt
Organism: Ananas comosus (pineapple)
Lineage: Eukaryota; Viridiplantae; Streptophyta; Magnoliopsida; Poales; Bromeliaceae
Exons: 6
Coding region: 9-959 (316 amino acids)
Source: RefSeq, a predicted model, not a curated record